AUGGAAAAACACCAAGAUGUCGCUGAAACAACAUUCAGUCGCAGCCAUCUAUGGAAGCCCAUCGUUGGGGACAUAGCAGCAGCAGCUAUCUCCGCAACUCUAAUAACACCAAUAAUCACAGUGAUUGACCAAUCCAUGGUAGAGAAGGUCUCUUUCAACAGACCUCUCGCACAGGGCAUGAAAGUCCACAGCUUGAACGCUAUCAAACAUCCAGGCCGCUUCAUCUUUAGCCGUGCAUUUGGCUACGUCUGGACUCUAUACGGAGCGACGUAUGCUGUGUCAAAUGCAUCAGAUACGCUCGCUCAUGAGUUCCACAAAGCGGCUGUUGGGACGAUUACCUUUGUCAAUACGAUGAUAGUAAAUGUUCCUCUGGGCGUGCUGAAAGAUGUGCGCUUUGCUCAGAUGUUUAGUGCUUCGACAACGCCGACUGAUAAAGUCGCGCCUGUUGUUAAGCCUGGCGUUCCUAGAGCCGCUACAGCUACGUUUCUUAUGAGAGAUGCCAUCACGAUCUUUGGGUCGUUCACCAUGGCGCCUUGGCUAUCAUCUCUCAUCCCUGAUAGCUUGUCAUCAAGCCCGCAUUCCAAGGCGAUCAUAUCGCAGUUGACAGUGCCCAUUUUCUCACAAUUCUUUGCUACCCCAGUCCAUCUCCUUGGGCUGGACUUGUAUGCCCGACCGCGGGGAAUACCAUGGGUUGAGCGUUCGGCACAGAUCCGAAGGGACCUGUUCUCAGCCACAAUACUGCGGUCUCUGAGAAUCAUCCCGGCUUUUGGAGUAGGGUGUGUGGCAAACAUGGAGGCAAGGUCAAGGUUUCAUAAGCUGUUAUAG
Molecule: messenger RNA, 825 nt
Organism: Fusarium odoratissimum NRRL 54006
Lineage: Eukaryota; Fungi; Ascomycota; Sordariomycetes; Hypocreales; Nectriaceae
Exons: 2
Coding region: 1-825 (274 amino acids)
Cellular component (GO): mitochondrion
Source: RefSeq, a predicted model, not a curated record